This is a messenger RNA of Nematostella vectensis (starlet sea anemone), 788 nucleotides long. RefSeq names its product AN1-type zinc finger protein 2A. Gene Ontology annotation, molecular function: zinc ion binding. The transcript is spliced from 5 exons. The record is from RefSeq and is a predicted model, not a curated record. The coding region runs from base 153 to 536 and encodes 127 amino acids. NCBI's taxonomy places the organism in Eukaryota, Metazoa, Cnidaria, Anthozoa, Actiniaria, Edwardsiidae. Gene Ontology annotation, cellular component: cytoplasm.
UCGAGGACUCGUGUCCAAAACAACAGUCAGCACUUUCUCUAGUUUUCUGGUCUUUUCUGGAAGUGUCUGACCAUGACUUGGCAAAUUUACGGUAUAAAUACCUGGCUCGUGAUGACGAAGGCCAGUUAUAGCCACAGUGGAAGAGAACAGCCAUGGCCGACGAGUCUGAUUUGUUAUCUUUGGGUCGACAUUGCUCAGUAGAAUGGUGCAAACAACUUGAUUUCUUGCCCUUCAAAUGUUCGCACUGUAAACAGGAGUUCUGCCUGGAGCAUCGGCUGCCUGACGAGCACGCUUGCCGAGAAUUCGAGAGGGCCGAUGCGCAGGUUCCUGUGUGUCCACUUUGCAAUAAAAAGAUAAAGAAGUCUUUUGGGGAUGACUUAAAUACACAGGUUGAGAGGCAUCUUCUUAGUGGCUGCAAAGAUUUGAUAUUGAGAAAAGCUAAGAAAACUAAUAGAUGCUCCUUAAGAAGCUGCCAUAAGAGUGAGCUCCUGCCAUUAAACUGUAACCAGUGUGGCAAACAGUUUUGCAUCAGGUAACAGUAAUACACAGGCAUGCCCAAGAUCACUUCUGCCUUACUGUUAGUCUACCAAUGGUAGAAGUCCACUAGCACAGACUUCCAAUAUCAUAAUGUUAUUUGUAAAUAACACCCUGUUUAUAGUUAGAUUAUGCAUUAUACAGCGAUCUUAAUUAUUGUCAUCUUAUAUGAAUAUUUAUGCUACUGCCCCAAGGUGUGCAAAUUGUUAAUAAAUACUUGGUCAUAUAAGAUCUAUGACCUGGUUUUCUUGCAA